AUGAUUCUAGGUUUAAAUGGAUAAAAUAAGGGUAAAUCAAAUCCUAAGCACAGGGAUAUUAUAAAAAAGGCUAUUGUUAAUUUAGAUGGUAAAUAGGAAAAGGGAGAAUAAUAAUCAGUUCGAAAGGAUAAUAAUAAUGUAGAACCAAAAAAAACAGAAAAAAAGCAGAAAAAGACUACACAAACCAAAAAGAAGAGUUAAAAAAAAUCAGAAUUACCAAAGUCUAAGAAAAUUAGAAAAUAAUGA
Messenger RNA from Paramecium octaurelia, 246 nucleotides. The record is from the annotation of a GenBank genome assembly. Lineage: Eukaryota; Ciliophora; Oligohymenophorea; Peniculida; Parameciidae.